AUGAUGAAUGGAACCUUCCAAAUCAUUCGCCUGCAUUUCGCCGAGUUCACAAGCUACGACUGGAUUUCCUGGUUCACGCUGAAACUGCAUCCUCUCCUUCCCAGCUUGACUGCAGAGAUGCUCCAGACAGUAACAUCAUACACCGACUGCAACGAAUACCACAUCAUCGUCGGGGCUCUGAGCAGCGACUUUGAGCAGAUGACAUCGCUGAGACAGCAGGAGCUCACCGCAGUCCUGUUGGGCUACCUAAAACAGAGUCAGGCAUCAAGUUUAACUUGUGGGUCUGUCAUCAGCAACCUUAGGAUUUGGCUUGAGGAAAACUUUGGCAAAUUCUCUGUCUAUGUAAAUUACGAAGACCUUAUUAAUGAAGGAUUUGUACAGAUUUUGGACCCUGUGAGCACCUCUCAAUCUACUCCACUAACACCAACAUCUGUAGUGCUUAACAACUCAGAGAACCAAGAACAAUCAACUUUGACCACCAAACAAACACAGUCAUCACAAAAUGUUACACUCAAGCAAACAUCAUCAGCCACAACUACAACUGACCUAAAAAGCAAAACAUUUCCUACUGUUUUUUCAGGAAACACAAUCACUUCGAGUCAACUGGUUUCAAAUGUUUACCCAGACCCUACAGUUAUUCCUAGUCUGUCAAGCACAACUGUUUCUACAGGUUCGUUGAAUUCUGUUGGUGCCCCUGACAGGUCUCCUCAUCAGCUAAGCACGACUAUUGCAUCGGGAAAUGUUUUGAGUUCACCUUUAUCACCUAAUGCUCCCAUUACCACCAACAAUAUUUUGGGUUCAUCAAAACCAUCUGUUCCAGUUGAUUUUACAACUGCUGCAGUUCCUAAAGAUCAGCCAAGCACAACGGUUCCUUUUGACCAAUCAAACAAUGUAAGUCUUCUUGGUCCAUUAACCACAGCAGUUCCUAAUCAGUCAAGUACAACUGCACCUCAUAGUCCCUUCAGCACUAGGGAUCUUUUGGAUUCAAAGACAUCUGUUCCUGAUGAUUCCAAAACUGUUGCAGUUCCCAAUGAUCUGUUAAGUACAAGUCUUACUCCAGGCUAUUCAAACAGUGCAGUUCCAAAUGAUCUGUCAAGCACAACUGCUAAUAAUGGAUUAGUCACUGCUAAAGAAAAAUUGGAUUCAUUAACGAUAUAUGUUCCUAAUGAUUCCACAAUUAAUGCAGUUCCGACUGAUCUGUCAAGUACCAAUAAAGGUCUUUUGUAUUCAUCAAAGACAUACGUUCCUGCCAAUUUCGCAACCGCUGCAGUUCCUAAUGGUUUGUCAAGUACAACUGCUGAUAUUGGACCAGUCACCAUUAAAGAACUUUUGGAUUCAAAGACAUCUGUUCCUGUUGAUUCCACAACUGCUGCAGUUCCUACUGAUCUGUCAAUUACAACUGCUAAUAAUGAACCAGUUAUCACUAAAGGAACUUUUGAUUUAUCAUAUACAUCUGUUCCUAUUGAUUCAACAACUGACACAGUUCCUGAAUUUGAGUCAAGCACAACUGUUCCUCUAGAUCAAUCAAGCAAUGUAGUUCUCCCUAGCCUAUUAACCACAACAGCUGCUUCUGAUCAGUCAAGCACAACUGCACUUAAUGGUCCUAUCACCACUAUAGAUCUUUUGGGUUCAUCAAAGACAUCUGUUCCUAAAUAUUCCACAGCUGCUGCAGUUCCUAUUGAUCUGUCAAGCACAACUCUUUCUUCAGGCCAUUCAAAAAAUGCAGUUCCUAAUUAUCUGUCAAGCACAACUGCUGAUAUCGGACCAGUCACCACUAAAGACCCUUUGGGUUCAAAGACAUUUAUUCCUUUUGAAUCCACACCUACUGCAGUUCUUACAGGUCAAUCAAGCACAAUUGUUCCUGUAGACCAAUCAAGCAAUGCAGUUCUUUCUAGUCUAUUAACCACAACAGCUGCUUCUGAUCAGUUGAGCAUAACUGCACCUAAUGGUCCAAUCACCACUAAACCUCUAUUGAGUUCAAAGAUAUAUGUUCCUGAUGAUUCCACAACUGCUCCAUAUUCUACUGAUCUGUCAAGCACAACUCUUUCACCAGGGCAUUCAAUCAGUGGAGUUCCAAAUGAUAUAUCAAGCACAACUGCUAAUAAUGGACCAGUCACUACUAAAGAAAAUCUGGAUUCAUCGUAUACAACUGUUCCUAUUGAUUUCACAACUGCUGCAGUUCCUGAACAUGAGUCAAGCACAAAUGAUCGUCUAGACCAAUCAAGCAAUGUUUUCUCAAGCACACCUGCUAAUAAUGGACCACUCACCACUAAAGAACCUUUGAAUUCAAAAACAUAUGUUCCUGUUGAUUCCACAACUGCUGCAGUUCCGACAGGUCAGUCAAGCGCAACUGUUUCUCUAGAUCAAUCAAGCAACAUAGUUCUUUCUAGUGUAAUAAUCACAACAGCUGCUUCUGAUCAGUCAAGUACAAAUGCACCUAAUGGUCCCAUCACCACUAAAGAUCUCUUGAGUUCUGAGACAUCAGUCCCUGCUAAUUCCACAACUGCUCCAGUUCAUGCAGGUCAGUCAAGCACAACUCUUUCUCCAGGCCAUUCAGUCAGUGGACUUCCUACUGCUGAUAAUGGACCAAUCACCAGUCAAGAACCUUUGGAUUCAAAGACAUAUGUUCCUGUUGAUUCCACAACUGCUGCAGUUCCUACUGAUCUGUCAGUUACAACUCUUUCUCCGGGUUAUUUCAUCAGUGGGGUUCCUAAUGGUCUGACAAGCACAACUGCUAAUAUUGGACCAGUUAUCACUAAAGAAACUUUGGAUUCAUCAUAUACAUCUGUUCCUAUUGAUUCAACAACUGACACAGUUCCUGAAUAUGGGUCAAGCACAACUGUUCCUCUAGAUCAAUCAAGCAAUGUAGUUCUCACUAGCCUAUUAACCACAACAGCUGCUUCUGAUCAGUCAAGCACAACUGCACCUAAUGGUCCUAUCACCACUAUAGAUCUUUUGAGUUCAUCAAAGACAUCUGUUCCUAACAAUUCCACAGCCACUGCAGUUCCUAAUGAUUUGUCUAGCACAACUGCUGAUAAUGGACCAGUCACCAAUAAAGAACCUUUGGAUUCAUCAAACACAUCUGUUCCUAUUGAUUCCGCAACUGCUGCAGAUCCUGCAUAUCAGUCAAGCAUAACUGUUCCUAUAGACCAAUCAAGCAAUGUAGUUCUUAAUCCAUUAACUGCAACAGUUCCUAACGUUCAGUCAAGUACAACUGCACAUAAUGGUCCCAUCACCACUAAGGAUAUUUUGGGUUCAUCAAAGCCAUCUGUUCCUGAUGAUUUUACAACUCCUGCGGGUCCUAUUGAUCUGUCAAGCACAGCUCUUUCUCCAGACCAUUCAAGCAAUGCAGUUCCUAAUGAUUUGUCCAUCGCAACUGCUGAUAAUGGACAGGUAACGACUAAAGAAGCUUUGUAUUCAAAAACAUCUGUUCUUAUUGAUUCCACAACUGCUUCAGUUGCUGCAGAUCAAUCAAGCACAAUUGUUCCUCUAGACCAAUCAAGCAAUGCAGUUCUUUCUAGUCUAUUAACCACAACCGCUGCUUCUGAUCAGUUGAGCAUAACUGCACCUAAUGGUCCAAUCACCACUAAACCUCUAUUGAGUUCAAAGACAAAUGUUCCUGAUGACUACACAACUGCUCCAUUUCCUACUGAUUUGUCAAGCACAACUCUUUCACCAGGGCAUUCAAUCAGUGGAUUUCCCAGUGAUCUAUCAAGCACAACUGCUAAUAGUAGACCAGUCACUACUAAAGAAAAUUUGGAUUCAUCAUAUACAACUGUUCCUAUUGAUUUCAUAACUGCUACAGUUCCUGAAUAUGAGUCAAGCACAAAAGAUCCUCUAGACCAAUCAAGCAAUGUUUUGUCAAGCACAACUGCUAAUAAUGGACCACUCACCACUAAAGAACCUUUGGAUUCAAAAGCAUAUGUUCCUUUUGAUUCCACAACUGCUGCAGUUCUGAAAGGUCUGUCAAUCGCAACUGUUCCUCUAGAUCAAUCAAGCAACAUAGUUAUUCCUGGUGUAAUAACCACAACAGCUGCUUCUGAUCAGUCAAGUACAAAUUCACCUAAUGGUCCCAUCACCACUAAAGAUCUUUUGAGUUCUGAGAUAUCAGUCCCUGCUAAUUCCACAACCGCUCCAGUUCCUGCAGGUCAGUCAAGCACAACUCUUUCCACAGGCCAUUCAGUCAGUGGAGUUCCUAAUGAUCUGCCAAGCACAACUGCUAAUAAUGGACCCAUCACGAGUCAGAAAACUUUGGAUUCAAAGCCAUAUGUUCCUGUUGAUUCCACAACUGCUGCAGUUCCUACUGAUCUGUCAGUUACAACUCUUUCUCCAGGUUAUUUCAUCAGUGGGGUUCCUAAUGCUUUGACAAGCACAACUGCUAAUAAUGGACCAGUUACCUCUAAAGAAACUUUGGAUUCAUCAUAUACAUCUGUUCCUAUUGAUUCAACAACUGACACAGUUCCUGAAUAUGGGUCAAGUGCAACUGUUUCUCUAGAUCAAUCAAGCAAUGUAGUUCUCCCUAGCCUAUUAACCACAACAGCUGCUUCUGAUCAGUCAAGCACAACUGCACCUAAUGGUCCUAUCACCACUAUAGAUCUUUUGAGUUCAUCAAAGACAUCGGUUCCUAACAAUUCCACAGCCACUGCAGUUCCUAAUAGUCUGUCUAGCACAACUGCUGAUAAUGGACCAGUCACCAGUAAAGAACCUUUGGAUUCAUCAAACACAUCUGUUCCUAUUGAUUCCGCAACUGCUGCAGUUCCUGCAUAUCAGUCAAGCAUAACUGUCCCUAUGGACCAAUCAAGCAAUGUAGUUCUUAAUCCAUUAACUCCAACAGUUCCUAAUGUUCAGUCAAGUACAAUUGAACAUAAUGGUUCCAUCACCACAAAGGAUAUUUUGGGUUCAUCAAAGCCAUCUGUUCCUGGUGAUUUUACAACUGCUGCGGGUCCGAUUGAUCUGUCAAGCACAGCUCUUUCUCCAGACCAUUCAAGCAAUGCAGUUGCUAAUGAUUUUUCCCUUGCAACUGCUGAUAAUGGACAGGUAACGACUAAAGAAGCUUUGUAUUCAAAGACAUCUGUUCUUAUUGAUUCCACAACUGCUUCAGUUGCUGCAGAUCAACCAAGUACAAUUGUUCCUCUAGACCAAUCAAGCAAUGCAGUUCUUUCUAGUCUAUUAACCACAACAGCUGCUUCUGAUCAGUUGAGCAUAACUGCACCUAAUGGUCCAAUCACCACUAAACCUCUAUUGAGUUCAAAGACAAAUGUUCCUGAUGAUUCCACAACUGCUCCAUUUCCUACUGAUUUGUUAAGCACAACUCUUUCACCAGGGCAUUCAAUCAGUGGAGUUCCAAGUGAUCUAUCAAGCACAACUGCUAAUAAUAGACCAGUCACUAAUAAAGAAAAUUUGGAUUCAUCAUAUACAACUGUUCCUAUUGAUUUCACAACUGCUACAGUUCCUGAAUAUGAGUCAAGCACAAAAGAUUCUCUAGACCAAUCACUCAAUGUUUUGUCAAGCACAACUGCUAAUAAUGGACCACUCACCAAUAAAGAACCUUUGGAUUUAAAAACAUAUGUUCCUGUUGAUUCCACAACUGCUGCAUUUCCGACAGGUCAGUUAAGCGCAACUCUUCGUGCUAGUGUAAUAAUCACAACAGCUGCUUCUGAUCAGUCAAGUACAAAUUCACCUAAUGGUCCCAUCACUACUAAAGAUCUUUUGAGUUCUGAGAUAUCAGUCCCUGCUAAUUCCACAACUGCUCCAGUUCCUGCAGGUCAGUCAAGCACAACUCUUUCCACAGGCCAUUCAGUCAGUGGAGUUCCUAAUGAUCUGCCAAGCACAACUGCUAAUAAUGGACCCAUCAUGAGUCAAGAACCUUUGUAUUCAAAGACAUCUGUUCUUAUUGAUUCCACAACUGCUUCAGUUGCUGCAGAUCAAUCAAGCACAAUUGUUCCUCUAGACCAAUCAAGCAAUGCAGUUCUUUCUAGUCUAUUAACCACAACAGCUGCUUCUGAUCAGUUGAGCAUAACUGCACCUAAUGGUCCAAUCACCACUAAACCUCUAUUGAGUUCAAAGACAAAUGUUCCUGAUGAUUACACAACUGCUCCAUAUUCUACUGAUCUGUCAAGCACAACUCUUUCACCAGGGUAUUCAAUCAGUGGAGUUCCAAAUGAUAUAUCAAGCACAACUGCUAAUAAUGGACCAGUCACUACUAAAGAAAAUCUGGAUUCAUCGUAUACAACUGUUCCUAUUUAUUUCACAACUGCUGCAGUUCCUGAAUAUGAGUCAAGCACAAAAGAUCCUCUAGACCAAUCAAGCAAUGUUUUCUCAAGCACACCUGCUAAUAAUGUACCACUCACCACUAAAGAACCUUUGAAUUCAAAAACAUAUGUUCCUGUUGAUUCCACAACUGCUGCAGUUCCGACGGGUCAGUCAAGCGCAACUGUUUCUCUAGAUCAAUCAAGCAACAUAGUUAUUCCUAGUGUAAUAAUCACAACAGCUGCUUCUGAUCAGUCAAGUACAAAUGCACCUAAUGGUCCCAUCACCACUAAAGAUCUCAUGAGUUCUGAGACAUCAGUCCCUGCUAAUUCCACAACUGCUCCAGUUCAUGCAGAUCAGUCAAGCACAACUCUUUCUCCAGGUCAUUCAGUCAGUGGAGUUCCUACUGCUGACAAUGGACCAAUCUCCAGUCAAGAACCUUUGGAUUCAAAGACAUAUGUACCUGUUGUUUCCACAACUGCUGCAGUUCCUACUGAUCUGUCAGUUACAACUCUUUCUCCGGGUUAUUUCAUCAGUGGGGUUGCUAAUAGUCUAACAAGCACAACUGCUAAUAUUGGACCAGUUAUCACUAAAGAAACUUUGGAUUCAUCAUAUACAUCUGUUCCUAUUGAUUCAACAACUGACACAGUUCCCGAAUAUGGGUCAAGCACAACUGUUCCUCUAGAUCAAUCAAGCAAUGUAGUUCUCCCUAGCCUAUUAACCACAACAGCUGCUUCUGAUCAGUCAAGCACAACUGCUAAUAAUGGACCAGUUACCUCUAAAGAAACUUUGGAUUCAUCAUAUACAUCUGUUCUUAUUGAUUCCACAACUGCUUCAGUUGCUGCAGAUCAAUCAAGCACAAUUGUUCCUCUAGACCAAUCAAGCAAUGCAGUUCUUUCUAGUCUAUUAACCACAACAGCUGCUUCUGAUCAGUUGAGCAUAACUGCACCUAAUGGUCCAAUCACCACUAAACCUCUAUUGAGUUCAAAGACAAAUGUUCCUGAUGAUUACACAACUGCUCCAUAUUCUACUGAUCUGUCAAGCACAACUCUUUCACCAGGGCAUUCAAUCAGUGGAGUUCCAAAUGAUAUAUCAAGCACAACUGCUAAUAAUGGACCAGUCACUACUAAAGAAAAUCUGGAUUCAUCGUAUACAACUGUUCCUAUUUAUUUCACAACUGCUGCAGUUCCUGAAUAUGAGUCAAGCACAAAAGAUCCUUUAGACCAAUCAAGCAAUGUUUUCUCAAGCACACCUGCUAAUAAUGGACCACUCACCACUAAAGAACCUUUGAUUUCAAAAACAUAUGUUCCUGUUGAUUCCACAACUGCUGCAAUUCCGACAGGUCAGUCAAGCGCAACUGUUUCUCUAGAUCAAUCAAGCAACAUAGUUCUUUCUAGUGUAAUAAUCACAACAGCUGCUUCUGAUCAGUCAAGUACAAAUGCACCUAAUGGUCCCAUCACCACUAAAGAUCUCUUGAGUUCUGAGACAUCAGUCCCUGCUAAUUCCACAACUGCUCCAGUUCAUGCAGGUCAGUCAAGCACAACUCUUUCUCCAGGCCAUUCAGUCAGUGGAGUUCCUACUGCUGAUAAUGGACCAAUCACCAGUCAAGAACCUUUGGAUUCAAAGACAUAUGUACCUGUUGUUUCCACAACUGCUGCAGUUCCUACUGAUCUGUCAGUUACAACUCUUUCUCCGGGUUAUUUCAUCAGUGGGGUUCCUAAUGGUCUAACAAGCACAACUGCUAAUAUUGGACCAGUUAUCACUAAAGAAACUUUGGAUUCAUCAUAUACAUCUGUUCCUAUUGAUUCAACAACUGACACAGUUCCCGAAUAUGGGUCAAGCACAACUGUUCCUCUAGAUCAAUCAAGCAAUGUAGUUCUCCCUAGCCUAUUAACCACAACAGCUGCUUCUGAUCAGUCAAGCACAACUGCACCUAAUGGUCCUAUCACCACUAUAGAUCUUUUGGUUUCAUCAAAGACAUCUGCUCCUAACAAUUCCACAGCCACUGCAGUUCCUAAUGAUUUGUCUAGCACAACUGCUGAUAAUGGACCAGUCACCAAUAAAGAACCUUUGGAUUCAUCAAACACAUCUGUUCCUAUUGAUUCCGCAACUGCUGCAGUUCCUGCAUAUCAGUCAAUAAUAACUGUUCCUAUAGACCAAUCAAGCAAUGUAGUUCUUAAUCCAUUAACUGCAACAGUUCCUAACGUUCAGUCAAGUACAACUGGACAUAAUGGUUCCAUCACCACUAAGGAUAUUUUGGGUUCAUCAAAGCCAUCUGUUCCUGAUGAUUUUACAGCUCCUGCGGGUCCUAUUGAUCUGUCAAGCACAGCUCUUUCUCCAGACCAUUCAAGCAAUGCAGUUCCUAAUGAUUUGUCCAUCGCAACUGCUGAUAAUGGACAGGUAACGACUAAAGAACCUUUGUAUUCAAAGACAUCUGUUCUUAUUGAUUCCACAACUGCUUCAGUUGCUGCAGAUCAACCAAGCACAAUUGUUCCUCUAGACCAAUCAAGCAGUGCAGUUCUUUCUAGUCUAUUAACCACAACAGCUGCUUCUGAUCAGUUGAGCAUAACUGCACCUAAUGGUUCAAUCACCUCUAAACCUCUAUUGAGUUCAAAGACAAAUGUUCCUGAUGACUACACAACUGCUCCAUUUCCUACUGAUUUGUCAAGCACAACACUUUCACCGGGGCAUUCAAUCAGUGGUGUUCCCAGUGAUCUAUCAAGCACAACUGCUAAUAAUGGACCAGUCACUACUAAAGAAAAUUUGGAUUCAUCAUAUACAACUGUUCCUAUUGAUUUCAUAACUGCUGCAGUUCCUGAAUAUGAGUCAAGCACAAAAGAUCCUCUAGACCAAUCAAGCAAUGUUUUGUCAAGCACAACUGCUGAUAAUGGACCACUCACCACUAAAGAACCUUUGGAUUCAAAAACAUAUGUUCCUGUUGAUUCCACAACUGUUCUUUCUAGUGUAAUAAUCACAACAGCUGCUUCUGAUCAGUCAAGUACAAAUGCACCUAAUGGUCCCAUCACUACUAAAGAUCAUUUGAGUUCCGAGACAUCAGUUCCUGAUAAUUCCACAACUGCUCCAGUUCCUGCUGGUCAGUCAAGCACAACUCUUUCUCCAGGUCAUUCUGUAAGUGGAGUUCCUAAUGAUUUGCCAAGCACAACUGCUGAUAAUGGACCAAUCACCACUAAAAAAACUUUGGAUUUAAAGACAUAUUUUCCUGUUGUUUCCACAACUGCUGCAGUUCCUACUGAUCUGUCAGUUAAAACUCUUUCUCCAGGUUAUUUCAUCAGUGGGGUUCCUAAUGCUCUGACAAGCACAACUGCUAAUAAUGGACCAGUUACCACUAAAGAAACUUUGGAUUCAUCAUAUACAUCUGCUCCUAUUGAUUCAACAACUGACACAGUUCCUGAAUUUAAGUCAAGCACAACUGUUCCUCUAGAUCAAUCAAGUAAUGCAGUUCUCCCUAGCCUAUUAACCACAACAGCUGCUUCUGAUCAGUCAAGCACAACUGCAUUUAAUGGUCCUAUCACCACUAUAGAUCUUUUGGGUUCAUUAAAGACAUCAGUUCCCAACAAUUCCACAGCCACUGCAGUUCCUAAUGAUCUGUCUAGCACAACUGCUGAUAAUGGACCAGUCACCAAUAAAGAACUUUCGAAUUCAUCAAACACAUCUGUUCCUAUUGAUUCUACAACUGCUGCAGUUCCUGCAUAUCAGUCAAGCAUAACUGUCCCUAUGGACCAAUCAAGCAAUAUAGUUCUUAAUCCACUAAAUGCAACAGUUCCUAAUGCUCAGUCAAGCACAACUGGACCUAAUUAUCCCAUCACCACUAAGGAUAUUUUGGGUUCAUCAAAGCCAUCUGUUCCUGAUGAUUUUACAACUGCUGCGGCUCCUAUUGAUCUGUCAACCACAGCUCUUUCUCCAGACCAUUCAAGCAAUGCAGUUCCUAAUGAUUUGUCUAUCGCAACUGCUGAUAAUGGACAGGUAACGACUAAAGAAGCUUUGUAUUCAAAGACAUCUGUUCUUAUUGAUUCCACAACUGCUUCAGUUGCUGCAGAUCAACCAAGCACAAUUGUUCCUCUAGACCAAUCAAGCAGUGCAGUUCUUUCUAGUCUAUUAACUGCAGUUGCUUCUGAUCAGGUGAGCACAACUGCACCUAAUAGUCUUACAACCUCAAAAGAUCUUUUGGCUUCAAAGACAUCUGUUCCUGAUAAUUCCAUAACCACUGCAGCUCCAACUAAUCUAUCAAGCACAGUUGUUUCUUCAGGUCAUUCAAGCAAUGCAAUCCCUAAUGAUAUGUUAAGUACAACUGCUAAUAAUAAAACAGUAACCACUAAAGAAACUUUAGGUUUUUCAAAGACAUCUAUUCCUGCUGAUUCCACAACUGCAGCUCCUCCAACAGAUAAGUCAAGCACAACAGUUUUUCUAGACCAAUCAAGAAAUGUAGUUGUAUCCAGUCUAUUAACCACAACAGUUUCUAAGGAUCAGCCAAGCACACCUGCACCUAAUGGUUCUCUGACCACUAAAGAUCUUUUGGGUUCAUCAAAGACAUCUGUUCCCUAUGAUUCCACAACCACUGUAGUUCCUACUGAUCUGUCAAGCACAACCCUUUCUCCAGGCCAUCUAAGCAAUGCAGUUCCAAAUGAUCUGUUAAGUACAACUGCUGAUAAUGGACCAGUCACCACUAAAGAACAUUUGGAUUCAAAGACAUCAGUUCUUGCUGAUUCCACAACUGCUGUGGUUCCUGCAAAUCAGCCAAGCACAAUUGUUCCAGUAGACCAAUCAAACAAUGUAGUUCUUCAUAGUCUAUUAACCACAACAGUUGCUUCUGAUAAAUCAACUACAUCUGCACUUAAUAACCCUGUAUCCAGUACAGCUGCCAAUCAGAUUACCACAUCUAUAAUAUUUGCAACCUCAGCACAUUCUAAUGUUGUCACAACCUCAACCACAUCUUCAUCACCAGCAACCACUUAUUCAUCAACUAAAGCAUCUACUGGUUCAGCAAUGCCAGGGGAGGUAUUUGUUGUUCUGCAGAUCCGUUUACAAACACAAUAUAUUGAUGCUUACAAUAACCCUGCUUCCCUGGAGUACCAGAGUCUGUCCAGAAACAUCACUAUUGAGCUGAAUCGACUCUACCAGAACAUUUAUGGAACCCGCUUCCUCAGAUGUUAUGUGAUAAGAUUUUGGCCUGGCUCAGUAGGUGUGGACACACAAAUCAUUUUUCAAAACCAGAAUGUGCUUCCAAACUCAACAAGCAUUGAAAACACUCUGACUACAGCCAUCAUCGACUCAAACGUGUUCCUUCCAGUGAUUCCUUCCAGUAUCAUAAUCGUGGAAUCUCUAGGCUCCAUUAACACCACCAGCCAAACGCAGACAACUGUUCCUACAAAUCAAAUGUCUUCUGCUGUUGCUUCAGUUCUGUCCGGCAUCCUGUUCACACUAUCGCUUUUGCUAUGGACUGAAAUGCUGUAACUCACCAUGUGCCACAUUCAAAGCUAAAAUUAAUUUUGAGCAAUGAUCUGCUAUUGUGAUACUUUGACAUCACUCUUGGUUUUAUGCUUUUAGUUAAAGUCUUUUAAUCUGCUUGCUUUGAUCUUACAAUGAUUAUAAUAUUCCCAAUGGUUGAGUUGAUUGUUGCUUUUAUUUUUCUUCUGUUACAAUGAAUUAUAAAUAAAUACAAGUGCAAAUCAA
This is a messenger RNA of Danio aesculapii, 11940 nucleotides long. RefSeq names its product mucin-17. Lineage: Eukaryota; Metazoa; Chordata; Actinopteri; Cypriniformes; Danionidae. The coding region runs from base 1 to 11721 and encodes 3906 amino acids. The record is from RefSeq and is a predicted model, not a curated record. The transcript is spliced from 8 exons.